UCAAAAUCUAAAACAACACCUUCAAAAUCAAAGCUUCAGUCUUUUUCUGUAUUCAUUCAAUCUUUCUUGAUAAAGCUUUGUUUUUUUCUUUCUGUUUUAGUCAAAUCGAAUCAACAGUCAUGGCUGCUGGGUUCUCAAGAUCAUCUCUGAUUCUUCUUCUACUCUUCUCUCUUGUUUUCACCAUAUCAGAAGCUAAAGAAAUAUUAGUUGGAGGCAAUUCAGAUUCAUGGUCAAUCCCAACUUCUAAUGAAACCCAACUCAAUCAAUGGGCUGGUAAAACCCGUUUUCGCAUUGGAGACACGCUUGUGUGGAAGUAUGAUGGUGAGAAAGAUUCAGUGUUGGAAGUGAGUAAAGAAGAUUACGAGACUUGUAAUACUGGAGAAGCCAUUAAAGAACACAAGGAUGGUAACACUAAGGUGAGUUUGGAAAGAGCAGGUCCAUUCUACUUCAUUAGCGGAGCCAAAGGACAUUGUCAGAAGGGACAGAAGCUUAUCGUGGUCGUGCUUUCACCAAGAAGAAGCAGAUUCUUUGGUGUUUCUCCGGCUCCUUCUCCGGCUGAAAUCGAUGGUCCGGCUGUUGCUCCGACCAGCGCCGCCACUUCCAGCUUCGGAAGAAGAAGUGGUCUUCUUGUUGUUCUGGCUUUUGGAGUAGUGUUGGCAUUGUUUUGAAAUAAUUUUUGUUUUUUUUUUAAUUAUUUUUAUUAUUUAUUUUAUUCAUUUUAUUAUUGUUCUGGCUUUUGGAGUAGUGUUGACAUCUUAAAAUGUGUAAUCCAAAUUAUUAAUUAAGAUAAUUAAAUGAUUACAUUUUAUUA
Cannabis sativa is the source of this 811-nucleotide messenger RNA. Its product is annotated as early nodulin-like protein 15. The record is from RefSeq and is a predicted model, not a curated record. The coding region runs from base 120 to 668 and encodes 182 amino acids. The transcript is spliced from 2 exons. Gene Ontology annotation, cellular component: plasma membrane. Lineage: Eukaryota; Viridiplantae; Streptophyta; Magnoliopsida; Rosales; Cannabaceae. Gene Ontology annotation, molecular function: electron transfer activity.